CGCACAACUGCCAGGGCCGUCACCGUCCCUCCUUCCCUCCUCUCCCCAAACAAGAACACCGAUUGAAUAUUUAUCCCCAGCAGAGAGUUCCAUCUCUAGUCACAGCACGAUAAUCGCCAGCAGCACUGCCGCUUUGCCUUGCCAGCCAUACGCAUUUCCGGUCCUCGUCAGUCCUCCUGAUCAGGCCCGACUCCAACACGCUCCCUGGCCCGUCUUGCUUCAGACUGUUACACGUCCUGAAGCAACCUUCUCGUCCGCAUUUCCGUGCGAACGAGAAACACCCCCGACCCAAGGAAAAUGGCAACCAUGGCAACUGCUGCUCGCGAUGUCCACGCGGCCUCCCCCCGAGACACCUUCACUGGUGUAGCGGCCCGGAGCGUCCCUGUGACUAAAUCCCUCCCUCAUACCCUCCCGACCCCUCCGAACUCCAUAUCGCCCGCCCUCCCGCCACACGGCCUGCGCGCCCAGCUGCAGCGCGCGAGGCUCGAUCCUAUCGAUUCGGACCUCGACCUGCACGACGGUGCCCACGCCGCGGGCGCCCCGCGCCCCGGCUCGCCGCCUUACGAGUCCUCGGGCGCCAUCAGCCCGUCCAUGCUGGCCAAGCACCACCUGCCCGAGAUCCUCCUGAACCACGGGCCGUUGGCCAUCCGCCAUGUCAUGGGCUACCUCACCACUUCGGUCCCAGGCUUCGCCGGCAUCCCGCCAGCCAAGGCCCGGCGCCUUGUCGUGGGGGCUCUGGAGGGGAGGAGCGGCGCCAACGGGAGCGAGGGCGGCGGCCCCAACGGCGACGUCGUCUUCGAGAAGGUCGGUUGGGGCCGCUGGGACGCGCGCCGCCGCGGCCAGCCUCCACGCGCCGCCACUUCGUCCCCGCCGCCAGAGGGCAUGGUUGGAAUCCCCAUCUCGGCCGUCCGCGGCGCCGCCGGAAGGUGGAACGGCGGCGGCACCUCGAGCGUCGGCGGCAUGUCUGGCUGCGCCUUCUCGCACGACGACGAGCACGGUAUGGAGGACCGGUACGCGAGCAUGAUGGAGAACGAGGCGGACAAGAUGUCGAUGGACGACGACGGGUCCGCCUCGGCGUCGUGCUCCGAGGCGCCCGACGACCUCGACAUGGCCAUACACAACGACGACCCCGAGGACGUGACCGACGAUGAGGACUGGGCCGCCGUCGGCGCCGCAGCCCUCCGUGCCGCCUCGUACUCCAACCAGGGCAACCUCCAGGCCGCUUCUGGAUCUGCGCCCGCCGCCUCCCGUGUAUAUAACGGCGGCGCCGGCGUGGGAGCUGGACUCCGGGCAGGCUCAUACAAUGCCGGCAUGGCCCGGGCGCCCCAGCCGCCGCACGGUUUCAACUUUGCGGCCAUGGGUGCUACGGCCUCUGCCGCACAGGAGCGUGAGGCCGUCGAGGCCUUGCUCAGUCUCGGCUCGUUGUAACGCCUUGCAGCUUCUCUGGCCCUUCGCUCUCUCUCCCUCACACACACACACACACACACAUCCAACAUACCCUAAAUCACAUUGCAUCGGCGCGGCGUUAGCUUAACACAUAGACCUUUUUUUGUCCCGGAAGCUGGCCUUUUCUCUAAUCCUCUUUAUCCUUCACGUCUUUUGCAGCCUGCUUUUUUGGCUCCUUCUUCCAUAUACGGUUGGGCAUCCUUUGGUCUUUUGAUGAGAAACAUGGCCCUGAACGAGAUUCCUCUAGGUUGGGGCGGGGCAGGGCUGGUUGGGUUGGGUUUGGUUUGGGCUGGGACCGCGUUGGUCAUAGGCGUUGUUGCAUGAUUGCAUGCAUACAUCCAUUCUUGAUCGAGGCGGCGUCCUCUUGAUGAUCACCAUGCAUCUUCCCGGAACGACACAUUGCACAUCACAUUACUUUACAACCCCUUACGAAUCCGGGAACGAGGCGUCUUUUGCUUUCUUUUACUUGGGCCGGGCGGAAUAAACUUCAACUAUUUCCACAAUUCCGCGAGGGGACGGAAACCCUGGGGGUCUUGUGGCGGCCACACGUGGGUACCCGGCGUCGGCACUCUACUACUCGGCAACUAUCUAUCAACCAUUCUCGCGAGCCUGGUACGGCACACGCGGACUGUCCUGGCCGGCUCCGCGUUGCCGCCACCACAUAGCGCAUUUCUGUCACUCACCUGAGCUUCACAUCUCCUCUCUUCGAGAGCAACAUCGAUAUACCCCACCCUCGGCGACAAGGCACGAUGCAAUCAAGACGGAUGGGAUACUCUUGCUGGGACCAUCAUGUACCCACAGGUGUUUCGCAAUGCCCUCUUGUCGCUUAUCGACUUUGUUCUCCUUGGAGGGUAUGGUCCUUCCUCACUUGGGAUUUUAUCGUCUCUAUCUUCCAACCUCUUUCUUCACAUCUAUAAUCACAACCUCCGCUCUUUCUUCAACCAUUGCCGACAACAAAUACCCAAAGUCUAUCUCUUUGCCGGCACUCUCUGGCCUCACGAAGACUUGUUGCUUAUCGUGCAAUGAGUGGGUACCACGAUAUUUGGGUGGAGUUCACGCACGCAUCGCCUAGUCUUCCAUCCACGACGUCUCUGUUUCAACACACAUGCGCCCGUGGAGGAGUUAGAGGCCUCUCUUGAGGCUAUUUCUAUAUGAGAUAUUCUCAAAGUCGUUUCGAACCCCAUCAUUUCUUAUGCGUCAAGGUCGUCACCCACGUGAACCCUAUUGGGCGUUUUUUUUGUGAUGGAUUUCUAUAUGGAUUUAUGUCCUCGCGCCCCAUGGUGCCCUGUCUUCCUACUAUGUGAAGAGAAUUACUCAUGUCUGGCGCGUGUGGGAACAUUCACAGGACGGGCGAAGGACGACUGGACAUUGAUAAGGGCGCUCAUCUACUGUGCGGCAAUCGUCGGGAAACCUGGAGUCCGGGGCUCAUCCAGACGAGAGGAGAGGAAACAGAGGACACGGCAAGUAGUAGCAAGAAACCAUGGAAAAAAUACAAACACAACGAAAGAUGAAGAACACCCA
This is a messenger RNA of Gaeumannomyces tritici R3-111a-1, 2967 nucleotides long. RefSeq lists its product as hypothetical. Lineage: Eukaryota; Fungi; Ascomycota; Sordariomycetes; Magnaporthales; Magnaporthaceae. Gene Ontology annotation, cellular component: nucleus. The record is from RefSeq and is a predicted model, not a curated record. Gene Ontology annotation, molecular function: sequence-specific DNA binding. The coding region runs from base 298 to 1428 and encodes 376 amino acids. The transcript is spliced from 2 exons. Gene Ontology annotation, biological process: positive regulation of transcription from RNA polymerase II promoter by glucose.